Molecule: messenger RNA, 1446 nt
Organism: Amorphotheca resinae ATCC 22711
Lineage: Eukaryota; Fungi; Ascomycota; Leotiomycetes; Helotiales; Amorphothecaceae
Exons: 2
Coding region: 1-1446 (481 amino acids)
Source: RefSeq, a predicted model, not a curated record
AUGCCAUCGUUGGAUCCUGAGACCUUGGAGGCUUCUUGGGCAGAUACGACCAGUAGCAGCACAAGACCCAGAAGAGGAAUACGCUCAACAGAAAAGGAGAGUCGCAGAAGGAUAUCUCAUCGCGUGGAGAGUAUUGGAAGUCCAGAGAAACGUCUUAGGACAAAGACAUUCAUGGACAAAACACCCUCAGUUUCUUCAGACUCGGCAUCUACAUUACGACCAAUCCCGAGAGAAGCCAACAGCUUGCAGGACAUUAUUGACGUCUGCAUCGACUAUUCUGGCAUCAUGGCGUCCUGGCUAUUCGAGGUCGUGGGCGGUUCGCUUCAGGUUCUCAAGAGGCCCAUCUCCUAUCUGCUUGCUGUCUGGCUUCUAUUUGGGAUGGGUGUCAUGCUCAGGAACCUCGUCACUAACUCUGUCUACGCAUCAUUAUCACCCAUUUGCCGAGUGCCCGGCAUAUCCUUUCUCAAUCUACCGUUUUGUCCUACCUAUCAAGGCGACGCCGGUAAUGGGCCUCCACCGGUCGAGUUUGACCAGUUGAUGACGAUGCAAUCUAAGUUUGAGGAGGUGAUGGAGGAGAGUGCUAGCAGUGUUUCGCUACCAAUGGAUAUGAAGCACGGAGAGGCGUCUAUACGUGAUCUACGUCAACUUGUGCGCUAUAGCCAGCUCAGCUCCAAGAACGAGCUCGUUCUUGAAUUCGACGGAUUCAUUGAGACUGCUCGAGUCGCAUCAUAUGAUCUCCAAAAAUUCAACAGCCACGUCGGUCGAGCUGUCGACCAGGUCAUUUCGAUCACGCGUUGGACGAGUCGAGUUCUAGAUGGAAUUCAAGAACGCGAUGUCGCUCGCGGGGCAAUCAAUGCAUUCAUCAGCGACAAAUUGUUAGCUCCAUUCCAACCGGUAAAGUUCACUGAGAGUAUCCUCCUCGACCAGUAUAUCCAGCAUACUCGCCUAGUAGAAGAAGAAAUCUACAAAUUGAUCAGUGAAGCCCAGGCUCUACUGUCAGUACUCAAUAACCUCGAAGAUAGACUAGAGGUCAUCCAUGGAAUCUCAACUCGGGAUGGAAUUCAUACUCAAGCCAUGAAAGACGAGGUCCUAUCAAGCCUCUGGGCUAUGGUGGGGGGAAACCGCUACAAGCUAAAGAACAUGGAUCGCCAACUCAACUUAUUACAACAAGUCGGUGUUUAUCGCAAAAGUGCAAUGGCCCAUGUCUCGGGAACUAUCCUCCGUCUUCAAGCGAUCGGCGCUGGAUUAGAAGAUUUGCGCGAGCGCGUAGGGUCUCCAGAGCUACUGCGGGAUAGGGCUGAUAUUCCCCUUUCUGUCCACAUCGAGAAUAUUGAACGUGGUGUGGAAAGAUUAGAAGAAGGAAGAAGAGCUGCACGCAAAGUGGAGGACGAGCAAAUCCGAAAAACGUUGGAGCGUGGGCAAUUAGAAGGGUCACUUAUAGAUUGA